Molecule: messenger RNA, 3677 nt
Organism: Ictalurus furcatus (blue catfish)
Lineage: Eukaryota; Metazoa; Chordata; Actinopteri; Siluriformes; Ictaluridae
Gene: trh
Product: thyrotropin-releasing hormone
Exons: 3
Coding region: 133-945 (270 amino acids)
Biological process (GO): hormone-mediated signaling pathway
Cellular component (GO): extracellular region
Molecular function (GO): thyrotropin-releasing hormone activity
Source: RefSeq, a predicted model, not a curated record
ACAACUGCCAUAAUAUUUCAGUGCUAUGAUUUUCUACUAAACUUUCUUUGGUUAGUAUGCUUUAAUGUGGAUGAUAUGACACAUACUUAAUUUCGGUAUGACGCAAACCAUAAUUUCUAUCAUAAAGCAUGAAUGAAACAUAUACUAACUAGGACCAUGGGAAGAAAUACUGCAGCAGAACCAAGGGAAUCCGAACUUGCAAUGAGGGCAGUGUGUCUCUUCGUCCUCGUCUCAUUAGCGGUGUUCAGCAUUCAGUGCCAAAAUGUCCCGAGUGACUCUGGGGGAGAAAAUCCGACUCUGGACGAGGUGUUACAGCGCGCCGAGGGCCAGCUCCUCCGCUCCUUCCUCCAAAACCAUCAGGACAACGAGAGCGCAAACGACCUGUUUCCGGUACAGCCAGACUGGUUGGUAAAAAGGCAACACCCAGGCAAGCGGCAGCAUCCCGGUAAGCGCGACGAGCACGAUGAUGAUGAUGAAGAGGAGGAAUACGCGGAGCUUCAAAAGCGGCAGCAUCCCGGAAAGCGCUCAGACGCGUCGGAAUUGUUCGUCGCGCUCCAACGACGGCAACAUCCGGGCAGGCGCUCGGAGCUGGAAGGUCAGACCUCGGUACAAAGCGACCUGCUGAGCGAGUUUUCCAAGAGGCAGCACCCGGGGAAGCGGUACGACGCGUACGACAAGCGCCAGCAUCCCGGCAGGCGCGAUGCGGAGGAGGGCGCAGCCAGCUCGGUGGACUUGUGGGAACUGGACAAACGGCAGCAUCCUGGGAAAAGGUCCUGGGACCCUUCGGAAGUGUCCAGCGGAAGCCCGUGUGACGUGGCGGGCUGCAGUAAAGCCAGUCUGCUGCUCCAGCUGCUCAAUGAAGUGAAGGAAAGUCGCGCAAACGAGAAACGCCAGCACCCCGGCAAGCGGCUGAGCGCGCCGGAAGAGCUGGAGGAGAUGCAAUAGGCGACACGUGCACUGUGACGAGAAAUGAAACAGUUACAAGAAAGAAUAGUUCAUUCAUUUCGACACAUGGGUACAUUUCCCUUCCAUCUUUGCCCUUAAACGCGCCACAUGAGAUAUAUGCCAAAAUACCAAAUUUGGCAUACAGCAUCGUGAUUAUGUCUAACUCUAAAACUUUUAAUUAGUUAAAUAUGUCUGUCAAGUGGGAUCAUUUACAGGUUAAUUAACACCUUAAUUAAACAGUAAAACGCAGUUACGCGGAGUAACGCUUUGCGUCCAUAUUACGCACAACUAGUACUGUAUAUUGCAGCUCCUUCUUCUCCUAGAACUCGUUGAUCGCGCAUCUGAGACUUCUCUGCACUAGUUUAGCCAAAGAGCCGACGGUGUUUACGUCCUCUUUCCAGCAAAAUCGGCCACAUUCAACAUGUUACAUCUCUUAUAUACUAAUGUAAACUACGGUAAUAUCUCAUGUGGCCACGCACCGCUCAAACGGCACCACUUUCCGCUUCUCACUCACCAGUCCUUGUGUUAGUAAUGUAUACCUUAUAUAAAAUUCGAGUGAAUAUUCCUUUGCAAGACGGAGUCGUCGAAUUAUUUUUCUACACUAUAUGCCUGCAUGAGUUGGAGAGCUUGUCAAUCUGUAAAUUAUUAUUUUUUUUUGUUCCAUGGAUAUACAGCACACAUGUAAUUUGCAGUUAUUGCUGUACAAUAAAAUGCUUUCGAUGCGAACGACUGGAAGCGCGCUGAGAGCCAAAAACGAGCAGUGUGUGUGUGUGUGUGUGUGUGUGUGUGUGUGUGGUCAGGUUUCUAUUUCUUGGUGGGGAUCAAAUGUCCCCACAAGGAAAGGAAUAUCUGACCGUUUUGACCUUGUGGGGACAUCAGGCUGGUCCCUACAGAGAAAACUACCUUUUAACAAAAAACAAACAAACAAACAAAAAACUGCAAUGAUUAUUUAAAAAGCUAAAAUAACCUAAAUGUUUUAAUUUGGUUGAUGAGGUUAAGGUUGGGGUUAGAUUUAAGUGUAGCAUAGAAUUAAUAAGCCGCAGUAAUAAUCAGUGGAAGGUCCUCACAAGGAUACUAAGAAAAACAUUUAUGUGUGUCUUAAUAUUGUAAUAUUGACUUAUAUCUGUAAGAUGAAUUCCUGUCCUAACAGCCCAGAAAGCAAAUGUUUGAUGAAAUGUUUGAUGUUUUCAUCUGGCCCCCAUUUGGUUGCCUAGUGUUAAUAGUGAUAAACAACCAAACCAACUAUGAACAUAUCUCAGACAUGAUAUGGACCAAUAUUUGGCCAAAAUAUUUUUAUGGUUGGUCUUAUUUGGCCAUUGUUGGCCCAGAUUCCAAUCUUUAACAUGGUUUUAACAAUUGGGACACUUUUGGCUCACUGUACACCAUCCUUUGCAAUAACUACUUUUACUAACCCUCAAGUACCUAUAAGCUCAAACAUAUCUGGUCUGUCUGCAAUCCAAAGAGGCAACAAGGAGAGCUUGUUCCUGUUAUGAUAAUUAGUUCAAAUCAAUUCAAGUCAGUUGAUAGAUUUUGUGUUGCUUCCACAUAAUAACACCCAAUCCCAGUAAAUAGCCUGUUCAAUCUUUUGUUUUUGAUCAACGAUCACUCAUGAGUCGGCCAUUAUCCAGGAGUGGCAUAUGGUAUUGAGGGGGGAUGAUUUAGUGAGUAGAUAGGCAGCCCAACCCAAGCAGGCCCUCAGAAACAAAAAUCGUCCUGGAUGAAAUAAAUGAUCCAGUGUGGGAGGCACAGUGCAUUAACCUAUCAGGCACUAGAAAUUUCUACUACAUUCACAUUACUGUAUUAAGUUAAAUGCACUGUUAAGGAAAACAUUAGUGUUUACACCCAAAUCUGUGCCAGCAGAUUUUUCAGUAUCCCCAAUGUUUCAUCACAUGAUCACUCAGAUGCUUUUAUUCCCUCGUAUUUAGCAUCACAUUUCCACCCACUCCUUAUAGCUCUUUAUCUUUUCUGUUUUUCCAUUCCUUUUAGCUUGGAUUUAAGCAAUUGAGGCUUUGAAACGAGCGAACAGUAGCCAUACAGUGUGACUAAUGUGAGAUCUGUGCCAGCACGGCUGACGUGUAGGCGGUAACUAGCUGAGCCUUUUUUUAAAUUUUUUUUUUACUUUUGUUCUUCCUAAUAGACCAAAGAUGUUUCAUGUAGCCUAACGAGGGCUCCGUUUCACAAGAAUCUAACCAGCAUGGCUCACAAGUUUGCCUAAUCAUUCUACACAUCUGUCAGGAUUAAUACAGAUUCCAGCUCUUCCUGUGUUGCAGCUGUUUUAAAGGCACAGUGGGUUAACAAAGCUUUUUUGUGUUAAACAAGAAUCAAAUGCAGCAUCAAUUUUCAAACAUAUUAUUCAAAUCUAGCAUAAUAGUUAAGAAAUGUGACUUUAGUUUGGGUGUGGACCAAUUUUGUGCUUUAUUAGUAGAGGAAAGUGCUACAGUUUUUUAUUAUUAUUAUUAUUAUUAUUACUAAGCUCAGUUUUUAACAGUGAAAACUUUAUUUUUAGCAUUUGAAAAUACACUUAUCUAAGGUAACAGAAAAUAACUAAAAUAUAAAGAAAGUCAGUUUAAGGAGCUAAGUCAUUCUCAGAACAUCUCUCUACAAGCAGUUGGCUUAUUUCAUUCUUUAAAGACAGUCACACAAAAUAAGAGUUAAGAAUAAGAAACAACAAUAUUUCCAGCGGGGGAGCAGUUUAAUAAACUCACUUCCAAAAAGGUUCCAAUUAGACCCAA